Molecule: messenger RNA, 3237 nt
Organism: Penicillium pulvis
Lineage: Eukaryota; Fungi; Ascomycota; Eurotiomycetes; Eurotiales; Aspergillaceae
Product: putative ubiquitin C-terminal hydrolase
Exons: 3
Coding region: 1-3237 (1078 amino acids)
Biological process (GO): protein deubiquitination
Cellular component (GO): cytoplasm
Molecular function (GO): cysteine-type deubiquitinase activity
Source: RefSeq, a predicted model, not a curated record
AUGCCCCCCGAUGCAGCGGCGUUACCAUCUCUACCAAACAUACCACCGUGGAAGGACAGGCGUCCUUACUCGGUGGGGGGCAACAUGCAUUCCACCGACCCGGUCACCAGACAUGGCUCUUUUCAGAGUGGCUCCCCAGCAAUACGACCCCGAUAUCCGAACAUUAAGGACCUGCAGGAUCAGGCUGCUUCAUUGAAUGUAAACGAGAAUACCUCGCUCGACACUCUCCUAAGUACAGCGUCCGAGGCAAUCGGGCAAGCCAGGGAUCUUGCAGACGACGACAAGUCGGACAAGGCAUAUGUGCAGUACCUCCGCGCUUCGGAGAUCACCAUCAACGUCAUCCCCCACCAUCCGAACUACAAGACAGCGAUCACUCAGCACCCCGGAUGGUACAAGGAGUUUGCGGGAUUGAUGAUGGCGGUGCGAACCAAGCAAGGAACGAUGGAUGCGAUCAAGCAGGAAAUUAUUGAAGACAACUUGAAAAGCAACAUACAACCCAUGGGACUAUAUGCAUCCGCAUCCUCUGGAAACGAGCAAAGCUCUAUGACUCCCCGGGGCCGUGAGAAUCGCGAGGCGGCAGGCCAAGCCAUGAGAAUGCCGAGCCCAACACAGUUUCAGCGAAUACCUGAUCCCCAGGCCAUUCCGAAAAGACUCUCAGCUCCUGCUGAUGAUAUACUUGCACAACGCUUUGCAAGGCUCAAGCCUUUCCAAACCCGUGAAAACGAGCCUGGCGCAAACAUGCACUCUCCAUCAGGACCUGCAGGUCAGGUUUCCACCUAUACCUCCAACACUCCGCCAAGCAAUCAUGCGUCCGCCUAUGGAUCACCGCCCAGACGACCUUUGGGGCCUCGCAGUAUGGGGUCAUCCUCCGCGGUUCCAAGUCUUCCUCCGAAACUCCCUCUGGCGACAUCUCUUCCACGUGCCCCCGAUCCUGCCUAUAGUCCGAUUUACACUGUGCCCACGCAGCCUCCGUCGAACCCGCCAAGGACCUCCACCGAAAGUGUGCGACCAAUAACCCAAAGAUACUCCCAGUUCUCUGAUUCCCCGCGGGGUAGCCCAAGCCGAGGUCCUCCUGAUAACCCUUAUCGGUCAAUGACCCCCAAUGGUGUCAACUCUGUGCGAGAAACACGGAGCAAUUCCCCCGAACUGCCCUCGAAUUCGGCAAUCUCAGCCCAGGAUCUUCUUGAAUAUUUGAGGAAAUUCAACGUACUUGUGGUCGAUGUUCGUCCCCGGGACCAGUUUGACAAUGGGCAUAUUUAUGCCAAGUCCAUCAUCUGUGUUGAACCGGUGGCUUUGAAGGAAAACGUGUCUGCAGAAGAGCUUGAGGAGCGCCUUGUUGUGUCCCCGGAGCAUGAGCAAGCAUUAUUCGAGCGACGAAACGAAUUCGACCUUGUUGUUUAUCACGACCAAAGUGCAUCGUCGGUCAGCUAUCUUGCAGGUUCGCCCGUCGGAACGUCUGCUCCUCACUUGAGAGCUCUACAUGACACUCUUUAUGAAUUCAAUGCAUACAAACCCCUGAAGGGCGGCCGCCCUCCUGCGCUUCUGCUUGGUGGUUUGGACGCGUGGAUUGAUUUACUUGGACAACAAUCUCUCGCGACAUCUUCCACUGCUGCUAUAAUGGGGUCACUCCAGACCAAGAAGCCUGUCCCGAGGCCGGGUCGCCCAUUGGGUCGAGUGCCGACCAUGGCCAGUGCUAACUCAAGCUUGGAAGUUCGCAAGAGGAGACUUCGAGAAUUUACACCCCUCAACUCGGAGGAGUUGACGGCGUGGUUGGAAAGAUCGAAGAAAGAAGAGAUCGACACGAGCACAUACCUCGAGGAUGAGCCGUUCACUGAGGAGCCCCAGGAAGAGAUGGAACAGCCUUCGGUCCCAUUUGUCCACAAUUAUGAGGAUUUCUUGCGCCGCUUUCCCGAACCACAUGCUCAACAGUCUAUGGUGCACGCGGCUUCCCGGCCAGCUGUCAUGCCUGUUCCUAACUAUGCUGCUCCGGCUCCCGUUCCCGUAGCUCCAUCGCGCCCCGCUCCUGCAGUUCCUCGGCCUAGCUACAGCGGCGUUGCCGAUGGACGACUUGCUCAACCUCAUAUGGAACGGCAGAACUCGGCCAAUCGUACGGCACUGUACACACCUACCUCCAUCCGGAGUCGCAAGCUUCCUCGAACUGGCCUUCACAAUUUCGGAGUCACCUGCUACAUGAACUCGACGAUUCAGUGUCUCAGUGCGACGGUGAUGAUGAGCAAGUUUUUCAUCGACGAUCGGUUCCGGUAUUAUGUGCAGAAGAACUGGAAAGGAUCGCAGGGUGUGAUGCCUGGGCUUUAUGCCAACCUCAUCCGAUCCUUAUGGAAGGAUGAUGUGGAAGUGAUCAUGCCGACUUCCUUCCGCAACUUCUGCGGUCGAUUGAACCGGGAAUGGGUCAUUGAUCGGCAGCAAGAUGCCAAGGAGUUCUUCGAUUUCUUGGUGGACUGUCUUCACGAAGACCUGAAUAUCAAUUGGCAACGGAAUCAGCUACGACCCCUGACCCCCUCGGAGGAGAUGCAGCGCGAACGGAUGCCGGUCCCUAAAGUCUCCCAGAUUGAGUGGGUCCGGUAUUGCCAUCGGGAGGAGUCGUUCAUCUCAUCACUGUUUGCGGGACAACAUGCUAGUCGACUUCGUUGCACAACCUGUCACCAGACAUCUACCACUUACGAGGCUUUCUACAGCAUCAGCGUGGAGAUUCCCGAAACUGGCACGGGCGAUAUCUACCAAUGUCUGCGUAGUUACUGCAAAGAGGAAAUGCUCAGUGGGGAUGAGGUGUGGAAGUGCCCGCACUGCAAAUGCAAGCGUAGGGCCACCAAGCAGAUCAUCAUCACGCGCGCACCGCAGAUCUUAGUGGUCCAUUUCAAGCGUUUCUCCGCAUCCAAAACGCAGAGCGCACGGAAGAUCCACACGCCGAUUGAGUUCCCUCUGCACGGGCUACGAAUGGACGACUUUGUGGUUCCGGGCCCCGACUCUUCGGCACCAAUGCUGGACGCCACGGCCCCGCCCUUUAACUACGACGCCUUUGGCGUGCUACGUCAUAUCGGAUCCUCUAUGGGCAGUGGUCACUACAUCUCGCUUGUCCGGGAUGCUGAGCGUCAGUCCUGGCGGCGGUUUGAUGAUGAUCGAGCGGGUGACUUUAACCCACGCGACCUGCGGCCUCGUGAUCGAUUGCAGAAUGAGCAAGCAUACAUAGUGUUUUAUGAGCGAGUUCCAGCGAAAUGA